Messenger RNA from Pseudovirgaria hyperparasitica, 730 nucleotides. RefSeq lists its product as uncharacterized. Bases 327 to 593 code for a protein of 88 amino acids. Lineage: Eukaryota; Fungi; Ascomycota; Dothideomycetes; Acrospermales; Acrospermaceae. The transcript has 2 exons. The record is from RefSeq and is a predicted model, not a curated record.
CCUGGGCGUCUAGGCCGUUUCUGAAGCUUCCAUGAACCAACACCAAUAAUCUCUCCACUCCAACAACUCUGUACAUCCUUCAUCAGUCCCACUCGCCGCAUCUGAAGGCUGUAUUCCGAGCACGCAUCGCCAACAUGUUCCGACCACUACUCCGACUAGCCUCCAUACAAUGUGCGAGACCUUCAACAAUCACACGGCUUGCACACGGGCGUAAUGUCCCCCAGCCAACUGCCCUACCAGUACAGCAUCACCAGCAAACACAAAGACUGUUCAGUAUCAGCACACCCAGACAGGCUGUCACGGGGAAGAGCGAGGUAGACGAGAAGAUGGACGAGCUACAAGAGCUGUAUGCGUACGCCCGAGAUGAGUUUGAGAUUGCUGCCGAGGAAACCGAGAAAGUGUCGGUGUACGCCCAGGACGACCGGGAAGCGGCACGCGAAGCCCUCACAUCACUGCAAGAAAAGUACAAGGCGGCGACGGAAGGCUCAGAUGCUAGUCUUGCGGAAGAAGUAAAGAGGCGGGUUGGCCCGCGUAUAAGAGAGCUGGAGAAUGCGGUCACAGCUAUGGAAGAAAUGGCACAGAAUCAAGAUUGAGUGGGUGGAUGUAGACUGUAUGAGUAAGGUGGUGGCCAUGCUGUGCACUAUUGGAGGUACUUCAAGAAGGGGUAUCUCAUAACGAUAUAUACAAUGAAUACCAAAUGAUGGACGCGUAAAGCUCCUAAUUCAAGACC